This is a messenger RNA of Hyla sarda, 2391 nucleotides long. It is a transcript of the gene KLHL41, whose product is annotated as kelch like family member 41. Bases 449 to 2251 code for a protein of 600 amino acids. Gene Ontology annotation, molecular function: protein binding. The record is from RefSeq and is a predicted model, not a curated record. The transcript has 6 exons. Lineage: Eukaryota; Metazoa; Chordata; Amphibia; Anura; Hylidae.
UCUGGGCAACUUUUCCUCUGCACAGGUUUUGAUACAUUUCCCCCUAUGUCCUUUAUCGCUAUUCACUAGUAGCACAGUGCAAUGCCAACUUUCCUCGAAAUGUUGCUCUUCAAACUUAAUAGUAUGCAAAAGUGUUACCCUGUCAUUUGGGGCAGUCAGUUCCACAAAGAUAUCUCACCCUAGUAACAACCCAAAUCUCCAGUUGUUUCUUUCAAUCUGUGACAGCUGCAGGAGCCAUUCCUCCUUCCAAACUGGCCAACCUGAAUUCCAUAUUGUAAGAGCCUGUACCUAUAUUUAGCUGGUAGGCUUAAAUUGCAGAGAGUUUAAGCUGGGAAGAGUUCACAGAUCAGCCCUUUUACUGCUGGACUUGGGAGCUGACAAAAGCUAAGGCCUCUCUGCUUUCUCCCUCAAACCCUUUCCUCUUCAAGCAAAAAACUAUAAGACAAAAAUGGAUCCCACCCGGGAACUAAAAGAAGAACUUCGGCUUUAUCAAUCGACUCUUCUUCAGGAUGGACUGAAAGAACUUCUAGAUGAGAAGAAGUUUGUCGACUGCUUCCUGAAAGCUGGAGACAAAAGUAUACCUUGUCACAGGCUGAUCCUUGCCGCGUGUAGUCCUUAUUUUCGGGAGUUCUUCUUGUCUGAUGAAAGUGAAGAGAAGAAAAAAAAUGUGGAACUGGACAAUGUUGACCCGGCUGUAAUGGAAGCCAUUCUUAAAUAUUUAUACUCUGCUGACAUUGAUCUCAAUGAUGGAAACGUCCAGGAUAUUUUUGCACUGGCCAGUCGCUUCCAGAUCCCAUCUGUCUUCACUGUAUGCGUCACCUACCUGCAGAGGCGCCUAUCACCUACCAAUUGCUUGGCCAUCUUCCGGUUAGGCCUACUUCUGGACUGUCCACGCCUUGCCGUCACCGCACGGGACUAUGUGUGUGAUCGCUUCAGUCAGAUCUGUUCUGAAGAGGACUUUCUGCAGCUGGCUCCACACGAAUUGAUAGCCGUCAUUUCCAGCGACGCGCUAAAUGUCGAAAAAGAAGAAACGGUGUACGAGGCCGUGACGAAAUGGGCCAAGACGGAUAAGGAGAACAAAGUCAAGAGCCUCGGAGAUGUCCUCGACUGCAUUCGCUUUCGUCUUAUGGACGAAAAAUAUUUCAAGGAUCACGUGGAAAAGGCAGAGCUGUUCAAAGGAGAUCCCGAAAUCCAGAAAAAGAUUAAGGUUAUUAAAGAUGCCUUUGGAGGCAAGAUGCCCGAACUGCCCAAAAAUAAGGAGGUAGAUGGUGAUGUUGGGGAUGAAGACUUGCUUCCUGGAUAUCUGAAUGACAUUCCUAGACACGGCAUGUUUGUCAAAGAUCUCAUCAUCAUGGUCAGUGACACGGCCACCGUGGCUUAUGAUGCCACAGAAAAUGAAUGCUACUUGGUGGCCCUGUCUGAGCUGAUUCCAAGAAAUCAUUCCAGUAUAGUCACCAAAUCGAAACAAGUGUACGUGGUCGGAGGGCUGUAUGUGGAUGAAGAAAGUAAGGAUAACCCUUUACAGUCUUAUUUCUUCCAGCUGGACAGCAUUGGUGGGGAAUGGGUUGGACUACCCCCACUACCAUCGGCAAGGUGUCUUUUUGGCCUGGGUGAGGCCGACAAUUGUAUCUAUGCCAUCGCUGGCAAAGACCUGCAGUCCGAGGAGUCACUGGAUACAGUGUUUUCUUAUGAUGUUAAAUUAGUGGCUUGGAAAGAGGCAAAGAAGCUUCCCAUCAAGGUUUAUGGGCAUUCUGUAGUGUCACAUAAUGGACUGAUCUAUUGUCUUGGCGGCAAAACCGAUGACAAGAAAUGUACUGGCAGAUUGUUCGUAUUCAACCCUAAGAAAGGGGACUGGAAAGACCUUCCUCCAAUGAGAACAGCUCGCUCGAUGUUUGGCGUUGCUGUCCAUAACAGCAAGAUCUAUGUCGCUGGUGGUGUCACAGAGGAAGGGCUGACAGCAUCAGUGGAAGCCUAUGAUAUUGCCACAAACAAAUGGGAAACAAUAGCAGAAUUCCCACAAGAAAGAAGCUCCAUCAACUUGGUCACUUCAUCUGGGUCACUGUACGCAAUCGGAGGAUUUGCAAUGGUUCAGCUGGAAUCAAAGGAAUUUGCGCCUUCAGAGGUCACGGAUAUAUGGAAGUUUGAGGAUGACAAGAAGGAAUGGAGCGGAAUGCUGAAGGAAAUCCGAUACGCCUCAGGAGCCACCUGCCUUGACUCGCGCCUUAAUCUUUUUAAGUUAACAAAGUUGUAAGAGUAGAAACUGGUUUAUGAAGAUACCAAUGAUUAAAGUAUUACAAUGUUUUUGUUUGCUACUAAUUGUUGAAAACUAAAGAGAGGUUGUACAUAAAUUUAUAGUUAAAUUAAUAAAGUUUUGGAAAUCAGCUAUUCAUC